AAUAUUAAUAUGGGUAAUAAAACUAUUUUUGCUCUGGCUCUGCUUAAUUUGGAAGCAGCUCAAAAAUGAGUUUAUAACCUAACAUUGCUGCUCAUGCUUCAUCUGCUGGUUGCUAAAUCAAACUAAGUCAUAGCAAGUUAUUGUUUAAUGAGGAUGUCGACACAAUUGUUCUAAUAGUAAGCACAAGACUUAAAAUGGGAUAAAAUAUGGAGGAUCUACUUAAAAAAUAUAGAUUGUAAUCUGUAAUGAAUGAGCAGAAAUAAGUGCGUUUAAAUGAAGGUGGAAAACUUGAUUUAGGUUAAGUAGUAUAUACUCAUGCAGGAAAUGUAUAAAUAUAAGACAUCAAUAAUAGAUAGAGUUUGAUUAAAUUAUUUACACUGUGCUAUAAAGCGGUUGGGAAACUAUUAUAGGUUUGA
Messenger RNA from Paramecium tetraurelia, 416 nucleotides. RefSeq lists its product as uncharacterized. The transcript is spliced from 2 exons. The record is from RefSeq and is a predicted model, not a curated record. Lineage: Eukaryota; Ciliophora; Oligohymenophorea; Peniculida; Parameciidae.